This is a messenger RNA of Poecilia latipinna (sailfin molly), 2021 nucleotides long. It is a transcript of the gene slc3a2a, whose product is annotated as solute carrier family 3 member 2a. Gene Ontology annotation, cellular component: basolateral plasma membrane; apical plasma membrane. Bases 118 to 1596 code for a protein of 492 amino acids. The record is from RefSeq and is a predicted model, not a curated record. Gene Ontology annotation, molecular function: L-leucine transmembrane transporter activity; L-alanine transmembrane transporter activity; aromatic amino acid transmembrane transporter activity. NCBI's taxonomy places the organism in Eukaryota, Metazoa, Chordata, Actinopteri, Cyprinodontiformes, Poeciliidae. The transcript is spliced from 11 exons. Gene Ontology annotation, biological process: phenylalanine transport; L-alanine import across plasma membrane; carbohydrate metabolic process.
UAAAACUGGGUUACAAAUACAAUCCAACCGGCUUUUCAACGGAGAUCAGAGGAGACCCCAUUCAAAGUGGGUCAGUAGACCUCGACGGACAUUUAACUGCUUUCAACAGAUCCAACCAUGAGUAAGGACACCGAGAUCGACUUGGAGGAGGUGAAGCUGAACACGGUGGACCAAGAGAAGCAGCCUAUGGCCGGAGACCAUCCCUCUCCUGCUGGAGAGAAGAACGGCAGCGUGAAGCUGAAGAUCCCUGACGAGGAUGUAACGUUCACCGGCCUCUCCAAGGAGGAGCUGAUGAAGGUGGCUGGCACCCCGGGGUGGGUGCGAACUCGCUGUGUGCUGCUGGUUCUGUUCUGGUUGGGCUGGGUCGGCAUGCUGGCCGGUGCCAUAGUGAUCAUCGUCCAGGCUCCUCGCUGCAAACCCAUCCCUGAGAUGCACUGGUGGAAUGAAGGGCUUCUGUACCAGAUCCCCGACCUUCAUGCUUUCUCUGAUGGACUGAAAGGUCUUGAGGGGAAGUUGGACCAGCUGAACCAGUUGAAGGUCAAAGGUGUGGUUCUUGGUCCUCUUCACGUCGUCCAGAAGGACCAGCCAAACACCCUGGAUCUUAAAAAGAUCCGCUCAGACCAUGGAACGAUGGAAGAGCUGGAGGCUGUGCUGCAGAGGGCUAAAAAGAAAGGCAUUUCUGUGAUUGUUGACCUGACUCCAAACUACGAGGGAGCUAAUCCAUGGUUUUCUGCCAAAGACAAUGAGAUGGUGGAGAAAGUCAGGGAGGCAGCAGAGCACUGGAUAAACCUGGGUGUUGAUGGCAUCAAGGUGUCAGACCUAAAGUUUGCCUCUGGCUUCAACGAGUGGCAAACACUGAGAACUGACGUCCAGGUCAACAGGACUGUCGGCAAAGUGAGUGCGCUGAUGGGUGCAGUAGAAGGGGCUUCAGCAGAAGAGGUGGCCCACCUGAUCAACACCACUGGUGUGGAUAUUAUUCUGCCCAACCUUCUCAGCUCCAGUGACAACGGCAUGGAGCGCAUCAAAGCUGUGAACGUCCUCCAGUUAGAGAAGAGCAGUGUGGGCUGGGGUCUCGGUGCCAGUAAACUGGAGCCUCUGUCUAAAGUGGCAACGUCCUCAGACCUGCAGCAUCUCUACCAGCUGCUGCUCUUCACUUUGCCUGGAAUACCGGUGUUUACCUACGGAGACGAAAUUGGCCUUCAAGGAAAUGGUUCUGGAUGGCCCAAGAUGGUUUGGAAAAUGGAUGCUAACCAGUCGGACAGCUGGUCGCGGUUCAAAAUCCUCAGUGACCUCCGAGGCAAGGAGCGCUCGCUGCUUCACGGCGACUAUUAUCCACUCGGCUCCUCUGACACAUCCCUCGCCUUCCUUCGUGUGUGGGACCAGAGCGAAAGAUACAUAACUGCAGUUAACUGGGGAGCGAAACCAGCAGAACUAAAACUUACACUUCCUCCUACAGAAGGUGUAACUUUGCCAGACACAGCCAAAGUGAAGAUAUCAUCAGAUGAAAAUCUGGCAGCUGAGUCGUCCGUCAGCUUGGAGAAAUUCACUCUUGGACCUGAAAAAGCAGUGAUCCUGCAGUUCCCCUUCACAGGCUGAAGAUGGCGCCAAACCUACAACAAAGUUGUCUGCAGAUCAGAUUUAUUUUGUAGAAGCUCAAGUCAGCAGUGUUGAAUCUUAGGAGUUGGAUGAAACAUUAUAAAAAUUCAGGAUUUGUAUUUUGUUACCAUAACAGAUCAUUAGUUUGGUCAGGAUGUGUUUGGGGGAAAGCAGUGGCCAGAUUCAGCUUUUUUAAAAAAAUGUAUUUUGUUCAAAAACAAAAUGCUUUUUAAUGUUGACUUUUUUUGUUCAGACAUUCCAUCUUUUUUUUUUUUUGUUUUUUUUUUUUUUAGCAUUCCUUAUGUUUUUGUUUUUAAACCAGUGUUUUAGUGAAUGUUCCAGCUCUUUAUUUUUGGAUUCAGACACAUGUAACUGAAGCUUGUGGAAACAAAGUUAAAGAAAUUAGUAAACUGGUCUGUGCUGAC